AACUGCGAAGUGCUGUGAGGACCAGUAUUAUUAUUUUUUACCUCAGGCAACUUGUGGUUGUGGAUAUCUUGCUAUAUAGUCACAUUUUCUGUCCUUUUUCCUUUUGGCUCUAUAGGAAUCUCCCUUCUAUUGUGCACUCAAAUAACUCCAACUUUGUUUUGUUAAUUGUUACAAUCUGAGAAGACCUCUUAUUUAAAUAUUGGCUGCCAAAUAGUGCCUAAAACAUGUCAGAGACUGUUUCCAUAUUUAAGAGCUAGAGCCUCUGAAAAUCUUGCACAGUACACAAAACAAGUGUUUUUUGGGUUCAGUUGUAGUAUUUUGACUUGAAAGAAUGAAAACAAGGAGAGGAAAACGCUCAGAGGCCUUUUGGCCCUCCCUUGUGAUGAAGAAAUGGUUAAACAUAAAGCCAAAGGUGUAUGAUUUUAGUGAAGAUGAGGUGGACACCGAAACUGAAAGUGAAGAUGAUGCCUGCUCUCUUAAAGAAUCAAGAUUGGGUGUGCGUGAAGAUAAUCAUCCACUUAGAACACAAUCCAUAUUCCCAAGUCAAACAUCAGAUACAUUUUGUAAGGGCUAUAAGAUGAGACAUAGAAGAGGGAAAUCAGAAACUCUGCGUGUUCAAUACAUAAAUACAAAGGAAGUGAGGGUAACAAUUGGCACGUGGAAUGUUGCUGGAAGACUUCCAUGUAAGGAUCUUGAUAUUGAGGAUUGGCUUUGUACCAAUGAGCCAGCAGAUAUUUACAUUAUUGGUUUCCAAGAGGUAGUCCCCUUGAAUGCUGGAAAUGUUCUUGGGGCAGAGGAUAAUACACCUAUCCGAAAAUGGGAAGCAAUCAUUAGAAGAACUCUUAACAAAUCUUCUGAACUUGAAAGCAAGCACAAAAGCUACAGUGCCCCUACUUCUCCUGUUCUAAGAACUUCUGCUUCUGCAAAUGUUCUAGCAGACACUUCAGAUGUUAAUCCACUAGACACAAUGAAUGAGGAGUAUUUAAGAACUUUUGAUAAUGAUGACCUUGAACAAGAGGAGUUGAAAGACAAAAUUGGUAGCAUAGGAAAGAACUUACAGUUGAGGAAAAUACAUGACAUUGAUCUUCAGACAAUACUUGACUGGCCUGAACGUCCAUUAGAUGCAAUCACACAUACUGAUUCCAGUCCAAAGUUGCGUAGAGUACUAAGCAGCUCGGCCAGAAUUGGCUUUAAUUGGACAGAUAAUUCUUCAAAAUAUGGAGGUGUGAUGAAACGGUCACACCAUAGUUCUGGAAAUUUGGGCUUGUUAUUGAAAGAGCAGCAAGUGAUGCCUGAAGAAGUAAUGGAUACCCUUGAUGACUUAUCUGACAUGUUAUCGGAUGAGGAAGAUGAUGCUUUCUAUGAAUUACCAAAUGACAAAGAAAAUAAUGGAGUAGGUAACGUGAAAUCACACCGUAAGUAUGUCCGGAUUGUGAGCAAACAGAUGGUAGGAAUAUAUGUGUCCAUUUGGGUGCAAAGGAGGUUGAGAAGGCACAUUAAUAACUUGAAAGUUUCUCCAGUUGGAGUUGGUCUUAUGGGCUACAUGGGAAACAAGGGGUCUGUUUCAGUUAGUAUGUCUCUCUUUCAGUCACGUUUGUGCUUUGUUUGUUCCCAUCUGACUUCUGGUCAGAAGGAUGGGGCAGAAAUAAGACGAAACUCAGAUGUUCAUGAAAUUCUUCGCCGCACUUGUUUCUCAUCUGUUUUUGAUGCAGAUCAACCACAAACAAUCCCAUCUCAUGAUCAAAUUUUCUGGUUUGGGGAUUUGAAUUAUCGUAUCAAUAUGAUGGAUGGGGAGGUUCGAAAGCUGGUAGCUCUAAAGAAAUGGGAUGAACUGAUGAAUUAUGAUCAGCUAAGUAAUGAAUUAUGUAGUGGGCAUGUGUUUGAUGGAUGGAAGGAGGGUUUGAUAACCUUCCCACCCACUUACAAAUAUGAGAUUAAUUCUGAUAAAUAUAUUGGUGAGAACCCAAAAGAAGGGGAAAAGAAGAGAUCACCAGCCUGGUGUGAUCGUAUAUUGUGGCUAGGAAAAGGAAUAAGGCAACUCGAAUACAGGCGUUCAGAAAAUAAGCUCUCAGAUCAUCGACCAGUUAGUUCAAUAUUCUCGGUUGAUGUUGAAGUAUUUGACCACCGCAAACUACAACGAGCUCUAAAUUUCACAAGUGCAGCAGUACACCCUGAGGUUUUCCUUACAGAAGAUGGUGAUUUCACAUAUUAGAUAUUCACCAUAUAUCGGGUUCUACAUACAUACAAAUACAGGGUGAAAGAAUACGAGGUUUGAACUUUGGCUUUGAAAGAGUCAAGAUGUCAAGAUAAACUCUCACCUCAAGUUUGGCAUGCGGCCUCCUUUUUAAGUCAAUUUUUUGGAGUUUAAAUCUUAGUAGUGAUAGAUAUUAAAAAAAAAAACAAAAAAAACAAAUGUACAUAGACAUACGUUAGAUACUGUGUAUGACAGUAAAGUUUUUAUUUUUCUUGAAUCCUGCACUUUGUAGCUGGUAGACAACGAUUGUCCAAUUUUGAUCUCACUAGGUUUCCAGUUCAACCUUAAUACUAUAUAUCCUAAUACUACAUAUCUUUAAUAA
Cajanus cajan (pigeon pea) is the source of this 2576-nucleotide messenger RNA. RefSeq names its product type I inositol polyphosphate 5-phosphatase 2. The record is from RefSeq and is a predicted model, not a curated record. Gene Ontology annotation, molecular function: phosphatidylinositol-3,4,5-trisphosphate 5-phosphatase activity; inositol-polyphosphate 5-phosphatase activity; phosphatidylinositol-4,5-bisphosphate 5-phosphatase activity. Lineage: Eukaryota; Viridiplantae; Streptophyta; Magnoliopsida; Fabales; Fabaceae. Gene Ontology annotation, biological process: phosphatidylinositol dephosphorylation.